This is a messenger RNA of Condylura cristata (star-nosed mole), 1228 nucleotides long. It is a transcript of the gene TMT1A, whose product is annotated as methyltransferase like 7A. The transcript is spliced from 3 exons. The coding region runs from base 148 to 882 and encodes 244 amino acids. Gene Ontology annotation, molecular function: S-adenosylmethionine-dependent methyltransferase activity. Lineage: Eukaryota; Metazoa; Chordata; Mammalia; Eulipotyphla; Talpidae. The record is from RefSeq and is a predicted model, not a curated record.
GAAUUGUUUUCCUGGCAGAGGCCAAUGGAAGCCCGAAGGGUGGGAGUGCUGUUGCCUAUAAAAACUCCAGCAGGAAACUAGCGGCCAGCGAGCCACGGCCUCUGCAAACCCCGAGGAGGAGAACCAGGACGAGAGCUGGCAUCAGUAAUGGCACUUACUAUCUUUGUCCUCCGACUGGUCGUCGGCGCCCUGGCAUUUCCCAUGUACCUGCUGCACUUUCUGGGCGUGUGGAGUUCGAUAUGUAAGAAAUUGUUUCCCUACUUCAUGCGGAAGUUCACCGUGAUGUAUAACGAGCAGAUGAUGGGCAAGAAGCGGGAGCUCUUCAGCAACCUGCAGGAGUUUGCGGGCGCCUCCGGGAAGCUCUCCCUGCUGGAGUUAGGCUGCGGCACCGGGGCCAACUUCAAGUUCUUCCCGCCGGGGUGCAAGGUGACUUGUAUUGACCCCAACCCCAACUUCGAGAAGUUCUUGAUCGAUAGUGUUGCCAAGAACCGGCACCUGCAGUUCGAGCGCUUCGAGGUGGCCGCGGGGGAGAACAUGCACCAGGUGGCUGACGGCUCCGUGGACGUGGUGGUCUGCACCCUUGUCCUGUGCUCCGUGCAGAACCAGGAGCAGAUUCUCCGGGAGGUGUACAGGGUGCUGCGGCCGGGAGGGGCUUUUUAUUUCAUGGAGCAUGUAGCAGCUGAACGCUCCACCUGGAAUUACUUCUGGCAACAAGUCCUGAAUCCAGCCUGGUUCCUUCUGUUUGAUGGGUGCAACCUGACCAGAGAAAGCUGGAAGACUCUGGAGAGGGCGGGUUUCUCUAAGCUGAAGCUGCAACACUUAGAGGCCCCUCUGUCGUGGGAGCUGGUGCGCCCUCACAUCUACGGCUAUGCUGUGAAAUAGGCUGAAGGGGGAUGAGAGCGGUAAAUGGCUCAAGUUGUGACCAAACUUAGCCAUUUUCUCCAGAGAAUCAAAACCAAGCCCAAACAAAAUUCACCUUUGAACUAUCCCUUAAAAAGAAUUUCCUAUUUAAAGUCUGCCAUUAUCAAAUUUACACUUCAAAAACAUUCCAACCUAUUUUACUUAAUUGUUACCUAAAAACCGCUUAGUUUUACCCCCUCUCUGAGAGUUUGGUGCUAAUAGACAGUUAAGGCACUCAAAAGACUGACAGGAGAGAACUGAAAAAGAUUUUUCACACAUUGAAUAAAGAAAUUCUAGUCAGAAGUCCAAAUCUAAAUAGCACAGGCUU